Molecule: messenger RNA, 749 nt
Organism: Vespa mandarinia (Asian giant hornet)
Lineage: Eukaryota; Metazoa; Arthropoda; Insecta; Hymenoptera; Vespidae
Source: RefSeq, a predicted model, not a curated record
AGGAAUCUUCAUGAACGAGAAAUAUAUAUAUAUAUAUAUAUUUAUAUUUAUUUAUAUACACGCAUAUAUCUUGAUCCUUGUCUCAAAUAAAACGGGGUUAACUUCUUUCCUUGAAUUCUGAUGAUAAUUACACCCUUUUUGAAGUUUGUUCAUCAUCGCGUUAUCAUUUAUCGUAUGCUAACUCUUUUGGAUUAUCGAAGGCAUACAUCUUGUACAUAUGUACAUAUAUAUACGUGUGUGUGUGCAUGUGUGCGUAAUGCUAAACGAUACGUAACGAUGUAACGAAUGUUUCGAUAUAUUCUCGAUUUUUGCGCUCUUAUCGUUCUCGAAUCUCGAACUAUCCUUCGGAGUAUUUGAGCUUUCAGUAUGAAUCGAGACAUAAAAAGGUAUACAAAUAUAGAUUAUGAAAAGGAUGACGUAAUGGCACAGAUAAACAAACGUUUUAAAUAUUCGCAACAAGGAAUAUUAGAUGAUAUAGCAUCUUCUAUUGAAUCCAUAGCUGAGUCAAUGCAGUCCAUCAAUGAAAAUCAUUCUGUAUUCUUGGAAGUUAAUAAAGCAUUGACGUUAUUUUUAUUAAAGAUAGAAAAAAAACAGAAGGAAAAAAAUUUUAAAGAAAUAGAAUCAAUGUCUGUUAAAGAGCGAUUAGAAAAUACUCCGUCAGAAGGAAGCAUUUAAAAAAUUAUUUACUAUUCGUAUAUGCAUACUCGUAUAUGUACGUUCUGUGAUAAAAUGGAUUCAUCUAGUACGUA